AUGCCCCCUAAGAAAUAGAAGGAUGAUGGAGCACAAAAUAAUGCAGCUAAAAUUACUAUGCUAGAUUUUGAAGCCAAAAGAUUAUAAAUGAGAAUAGUGGAAGAAUAAAUGAGAGCUGAUCGUUCAAAAACAUAAGAAAUGCAGUUACAACAAAAAUAUUUAAGUUUAGACAAAGAUUUCAAAGGAGAAAAAGAAAAAUUAUUCAAUAUAAGUACAGAUAUGAAUAGAUAAUAUAAAUAAAUGUAAGAUGAAUUACUUAAAGAUAUUAAUGAGUUGAAUGCAACUGUCAAAGAGAAAGAUGAGGUUAUUAGUACGUAAAUAAUAAAGUAUGCAUAGAAACCAAAGAAUAAUAGAUAACAGAUUAUAGAGUUAGCUAUGAAGAGAAACUAAAAAAGAAAGAUUANAGCUUACAUCCAAGAAAAGUUAAAGGAAGUGGAUAAGAUCUUGACUAAACAUGAAGAGUAAGUUGAAUAAUCAAGUAAAUUGUAAGUAGCUGAUCGACCUAAAGAAAUAUAAGAUAGAUUAGACAAUAUGGAAAGAUAAAUAAAUCUAUUAACAGAUUAGAGUGAGAAAAUGGGAGAGUAGGGUAAGAUAGAUGAAUCUGAAAGAUUGAUUAUGGAAGCAGACAAUCUAAAAAAGGCUAGAGAGGAUGUAUUAUUAGCAUAUGAGGGUACAAACAACCCAUUUAAAACAUAUAAAAUUUGUGAGGUAUGUGGGGCAAGAUAAUCUCUUUAUGAAACUGAGAAUAAAGUCAAGUAUUAUUUAAUUUCUAAUAUUAGAACACAUUUAGAUGGAAGAAUUCAUUAAGGAUUUUCAACAAUUAGAGUAGAAUUAUAAAAGUUACAGGUUCGUAGAUUGGUAUUAGAGAAAAUAUUGGAUGAGGAAGCACGCAAACAGGAGUUCAAAGAAGAAAUAGCUAAAGAUAAAGAACAAGAAAAAGAUAGAGAAAGAGAAAGAGAAAAAUAUAAAGAAAAAGAAAAAUAUAAAGAUAAAAAAGAAAAAGAUAGAUCUAGGAGUAGAGAAAAUUCAAAAGAGAAAAGUAAAAAAAAAAGCAUUAAAAAAAAGAAGGAUAAAGAUAAAGACACAAGUAAAUCUAGAAAAAAUAAUAAGUAAUAUUGAAUAUCAUAUUAUUAGGAAACAUCAUAAGCAUUGA
This is a messenger RNA of Paramecium sonneborni, 1153 nucleotides long. The record is from the annotation of a GenBank genome assembly. Lineage: Eukaryota; Ciliophora; Oligohymenophorea; Peniculida; Parameciidae.